AUGUUGGGAAAUGUGUCCUGCUGUGGAGGGAAGGCCUACGACCCCAGCAGUGGACAGAUGAAGUGUUGUGCAGGGACUCUGUACAACCUGCAGGUUCAGGACAGGAUCUCAGAGGAGGCCCAGUGCUGUGGGAGUGUCCUGAUGGAGGCCGGCUCCAUCCAGACCUGCUGCUCUGCCCCAGGGCUAGACCUGCUCUACCCUACCCAGCCAGGGUUCACCUGCUGUGGGCACCGCUACCCCAACGCCUCCCUGUGGUCUUGCUGUGCGGGGGUCCUGCACCCAAGGCCUGAACCACACAACACCAGCAUGAACAUGAUUCCAGGUCAGUGGGAACAGGAUACAAUAUAAUCUUGAUCCCCAUUUUUCAUCGAUCCAUGAUUUAUGUCACAGUUUGAGUUGCGUCUGUUUAUCUCUGAAUGGUCUCCGAAAGACCAACCUACAAGUCAGACGAGUGAUAUGAAGAUUCUAUGUGUAGUCAAUAUAAGAUAAAGGGGGUGUCUUUUGAUGGGUCCCUCCCUGGAGUCUGUCUCUGUCUCAGCCCAUUUGAUUAAACUGAUUUUCGUUAUCCUCAGGAUCCAGGCUUCUACCACUGGGGGGUUUGAAGACGGAAGUCCUGUGUCACACCGAAGGUAAGGCCUCCAGUUUAAAGCACAGAAUGAAAGGAAACAUUACUCAAUAAUUUGAUCUUUAGCAAGAACAGUGGGAAACACUUGAAUCUACUUUGACUCUUUGAUGUACAGUGGCUUCACAACGCUUAUCUAAAUUGUGUGUGUGUGUCUCCAGUUCUGCUAGGGACAGUCGAGAGUGUGUCUGUGAAGAUGAAUGAGCGGUCCAUCGUGAUGUUGAACACCAUGUCUGUGCAGGCCUCGCGUGGCCAUGUCAACGCCCUGCCUUCCCCUCACUACGUCACAUUACCCAACCACUGCAGCUCCCCUGAACUGGUGCCGGGCAACACUUACAUCUGGGUGAAAAUACCUUUCUCAGACACCAUAAGAUUAAUCUCUGAUCUCCUCGAUCAUUCCUCCCCUCUCCAUUCCAUCCUUUCCAGGUGCUCAACCUUUUUCUUGCCCAGAGAAAAGCCCUACACAAUGUUUUAAAGCUUUACAGUGUUUGGUUACAAUUACAGUGUUAACAAACAAUGGCGUAAUAAAAACCUUAUCUUGGGUUCUGAUGGGGUACGACAGUUGAACUAAGCUCAUGAGGCACAAGUUAUAUUCUUCCAAAAUCAAUUACAUUUACAUUUGACAUUUUAGUCAUUGGUAUAUAUCGUUCAUUUAGUCCAGAAAUGCAUGUUGCUUUCACAGAUUGCCCCUGUAAGCUAUCAGUAGACAUUUAAGGCAUGUUUGUGAAAUGAUUGUAUCACAUUGUGCAAGGACAGGAAAUAA
Messenger RNA from Coregonus sp. 'balchen', 1385 nucleotides. NCBI's taxonomy places the organism in Eukaryota, Metazoa, Chordata, Actinopteri, Salmoniformes, Salmonidae. The record is from the annotation of a GenBank genome assembly.